CUGUGGUAAUACUGCCGAGUGGCGUUGUUGGCGGAAUUCAUUCGAUCUGGGGCGGAACGUUUGCAAUUGAGCUCACAAAUACAAACUGCCAACAAUCAAAAAGCAAGAAUCAUCAGACUAAAAGAAUACCAUCUUUACAAGCACCACAAUGAAGUUUUCCGCCACUACCCUCGCCACAUUCGCUACAGUUGCUGCCUUGAGCAGUUCAACCAAUGCCUUCUCGGUUGGUCCAAAGGCCAGCCCACGUUUCGAUCCUUUCCAGCUUCGAACACAAACUGGAAAUCCCAAGCAUGCGCGUUCUCCUCUGGGACCGCUUUUGGCCACCCCGGAGGCAUCUGCUGCCGAUGCCGUUGAUGACGAGGUACAUAGACUCAAAGCCAUGGCGGCCAAGCUGCGCCAAGAAGCCGCCGAACUGGAGGCACAACAAGCCACAGAACGAGCAAGUGCCAUCGAAAAGGCGUUUGACAGAUUCGACACGGACAAGGACGGAGAAUUGAGUGUGGACGAACUCAAGGCGGCCUUGGAAAAGACUUUCAAGCUGGAACUUGAGGAAGAACGAGUUCAGCGCCUCAUGGAUGACUUCGACACUUCCGGUGACGGUGCUUUGCAAAAGGAUGAGUUUGUCGGUAUCGAACAAUUCCGCAAUCGGCUCGAAGCCUUGGCAUCGGAGGAGCGACGCAAGGCCCUAGAGGCAACCAAGGCUGCCCAACAAGAAGCUGAAACGGCCAAGCUCAUGGAGUCCACCAUGGAACUGAUCAACGACAAGCAGCCAACAAACGUGGACAGGGCUGUGUCUGUGCUUCCCUAUCUAUUCCCCUUGAUGGAUGGUCUCUUGUUUGGACAAUACCUCUUGGCGGGGAACGAAAGCAACCCAGUUGUGGCGACGUUGGCCAUUAUCUACACACUCUACCGAAGCGUCCCCUUCAGUGGCUUCUUGGCGUUUUUUGCCCUGAGUGCCUUUUCGGGCAAUCUCUCCAUCAAUCGUCUGGUGCGAUUCAAUAUGCAACAGGCCAUCUUUUUGGAUGUCGCCCUGUUCGUCCCUGGACUGAUUGCAGCUUUGACCAGCGGUGCCACACAAGCAUUGGGUUUGAACAUUCCUCCCAUGGUGGGAGAACUCAGCAGUGAUGCACUCUUUGUCGGAUUGGUGGCCAUUUUGGGCUACUCUGCCGUGAGCUCGCUCCUGGGUGUCACCCCGGACAAGGUCCCUUUCGUCUCGCAAGCUGUCAAUGAUCGUUUGCCUUCCGCAGACAUGAUUGAGUUCAUUGACCCGACCACCGGUGAACCUAUCUUCAAGAAGACGGAGCAAGACAACAAGGAUGACGAGAAAAAAGACUAAAGAGAUGUGAAAAAGGAAUGAAGCGGAACAAGAUUGAACAAAAGAAUGCUUGUUCCAAACAUGACACACUGUACAUACAACGAGUAGAAGAAAGAAGCAGAUGUAGAUAGGAAACAGACGAUGUAGAUAAAUUGAAAGGAAAUAGACAAAAUUGCAAGAGAAGACACCUUCUAUUUUUUAAAAGCACUACUAGGAUCCAAGCCAUGAACCCAGCCAGAC
This is a messenger RNA of Seminavis robusta, 1555 nucleotides long. The record is from the annotation of a GenBank genome assembly. NCBI's taxonomy places the organism in Eukaryota, Bacillariophyta, Bacillariophyceae, Naviculales, Naviculaceae.